Salarias fasciatus (jewelled blenny) is the source of this 1237-nucleotide messenger RNA. It is a transcript of the gene cibar1, whose product is annotated as CBY1 interacting BAR domain containing 1. The transcript is spliced from 9 exons. NCBI's taxonomy places the organism in Eukaryota, Metazoa, Chordata, Actinopteri, Blenniiformes, Blenniidae. Gene Ontology annotation, biological process: cilium assembly. The record is from RefSeq and is a predicted model, not a curated record. Gene Ontology annotation, cellular component: ciliary transition zone; ciliary basal body. Bases 110 to 1027 code for a protein of 305 amino acids.
GGCGCAUUGGCGUGCUGGCAGGACAGCGCAGCUAGCUAGCUAGCGGACUUCAAAUCAGGGUGCAAGAUAAACACAUUAUACUGUUGUUUAUCUUUGUCUGCCGGCAAAGAUGAGCCGUACACCAGAUGCAAGAGCGAGAGACAGCCAGACCAGGAAGAUCCAGGAGAACAUCACCAAUGUGGAGAAACACUUUGGAGACAUGUGCCAGCUGUUUGCUGCCUACGGCCGUAAAACAGCCAGGCUGAGAGACAAAUCUGACAUCCUAGUGCGGGAAAUCGGAGUGUAUGCAGACACAGAAACGCCAAGCCUCAAGAAGGGCCUUAAGCAGUUCGCAGACCACCUGGCCAAGGUCCAAGACUACCGCCACGCAGAGGUGGAACGCAUUGAGGCCAAAGUCAUAGAGCCAUUGAAAAGCUAUGGAGCUGUUGUAAAACGUAAAAGGGAGGAUCUGAAGGCGACGCAGAGUGCCAGAGAGAGAGAAGCCAAACAGAUGGCCCAGCUCGAGAGGACCAGACAGAGAAACCCUUCAGACAGGCAGAUCAUCUCACAGGCUGAGAGUGAGCUCCAGAGAGCCACCAUGGACGCCACGCGGACCACCAAGCAGCUGGAGGAGACCAUAGACGAGUUCGAGAAGCAGAAGAUCCGGGACAUAAAGAAAAUCUUAUGCGAUUUCGUGACGAUCGAGAUGAGUUUCCAUGCCAAGGCUUUGGAGAUGUUCACCUUGGCCUUCCAGAGCAUUCAGAAGGUGGACGAGGAGGAGGAUCUGGAGGUGUUCAGGAACUCGCUGCACCCCCCCGACUACCACUCACGCUUAGACAUAGUGCGAGCCAAUUCCAAAACCUCCCUGGACCGGACCGGCUCCUUCCUGAGUACGACGGGGACCUUUCAGCAACAAAGAGCCUCCGGUCGCCAGACAAGAGAGGAGGAGGAGGAGGAGGACGACGACGAUGAGGACGAGGACGAAGAUGACUCUGAGGAGGAGGUGGAUGAUGAUGAUGAAGAGGAGGGCACAGACGAUGAAAAUUAAAGUUUCGUGCCCCUCACGUUCGAUGCCGGAUGGUGUAUUAACUAACGGUCAUUGCCAAAACCAGCUCACAGGCGGUCUGAGCAGUAUUUUAGUAGUAAUGUGUUGUAGCUUUGUUCUGCAUUGUAAAGGUUCACUUACUACUGUUUAUAUUGCAGUUGAGUAUCGUCUUAACUCUAUUUUUUAUUGCACAAGCUGAAAAUGUACACAGUU